Molecule: messenger RNA, 1501 nt
Organism: Lotus japonicus
Lineage: Eukaryota; Viridiplantae; Streptophyta; Magnoliopsida; Fabales; Fabaceae
Exons: 1
Coding region: 1-1311 (436 amino acids)
Source: RefSeq, a predicted model, not a curated record
AUGGCAAUCCUCCUCCGCCUGAGAAGAACCCACCCUUUUCUGCUUCAAUUCCGCCUCUUAUCCACCUCCAACUCCAGCGGCGAUGGCCCCAAUUCCUCCUCCGUUAAUUCCAAACAAGCUUCCCUCAACACCAAUUUUCAGAGCCACGUGCAAUUUGAGAGAAAGUGGAAGCUGUUAACUUUGAGUUUAUUGAGUUUUAGGGAUAGAUACGUUAAUGAACGCCAAUUUUUAUCGGAGAUGAUCAAGUCCAGACAAGCUUUUCUUAAUGAGACAAUCGAGAAUCUGUCUGUGCUGUCGGCGCUGCCGUCCUACCCCAUCUUGCUGCCGCCGACACGGCAGAUGCAGAUGAACUUAGGUGAGAAGCUGAUUAACUCAAACAGGUUGGAUAGGUUGAUUUCGUUGAAGGAGAUGCUGGUCGAAGUUGAUGAGAUGUUAGCGGAGUUGUCAAACUCCAGACUAACAUUUCUCCAAGAGAUCAUCAACAGCUUCUUGGUGCCGCGUCCCCUCAUCAAUGAUGAGGGGCCGCUGCGAAAGAAGCGGGAUGAAUUAAAUGAGAGACUAAUGAGGUUGAGGGUGAGCGAGACGAGGUUCAACUCCUCCAACCACACCUUGCUAUUGCUGACGGUGAAAUUCUUUUUUAAGCCGCUGAAGGUCUUAAAUAUGGUGAUGUUGAUGAAGGAGAUACUUACGAUGAAGGAAGACGAGUUGUCAGCGGCAUUGAGCAACUCCGGACUAACUAAGCUCCAAGUUAUAGAGAUCAUGAAGGACUUAUUUGAGGAGGAGAUGCGCCCGCGCCUGCGGCAGACCUCCUCGGUUGAUGAGGGGUGGCGAAAGAAGUGGAAUGAAUUAAAUGAGAUGUGGAAUGUAUAUAACGAGAGAGGGAAUAGGUUGAGGGAGAUGGAGAAGCUGAAGUCCAAGUACCCUACCUCGAAGCCGCCGAGGAAAAUCUUGUGCGGGAGGCGGAAGACCUUCUAUUGGUUCCAAGAGACCUUGUGUGAAAGGCUGAAGACCAUAAAUAGCCACUUAAGGUUGAAGGAGAUGCUGGUGAAGGAAGAUAAGUUGUCAACGGCGUUGACCUUCUCCAGUCUAACUUCUCUCCAAGAGAUCAUCAACAACUUCUCCGAUAUUGAUGAAGGGCCGCCAAGGAAUGAAUUAAAUGAGAGGUGGAAUGAAUUAAAUAAGGGAUUGGUGAGGUUGAGGGAGAUGGAGGUGGAAGAUGCUGAAUUGAUAGCCGUGAGGACCAAUGGCGAACUAGAUUUUGUCUUCCAAAAGAAGCUCUUCAAGAGACGGAGGUGGAAGAAGCUGAAUUGAUAGCCGCGCCCUAAGUUUUAAUCUAACAAUGUUGAGUAGAAUUUUAAUCUUUAUCAUCUUAUAAAUAGGGGAAUUUUAGUUUAAGGUUUAUCAUGUUGUCUUGCUUACACAUUGAUGCUUACUGGCACUUGUGGCACUGGCUUUCUCUCUAUUUAUUGAUUUUGAAUGCUUACUUUGCUGUGAUUUUACU